AUGCAAAAUCCUGUUGUUGGCUUACCAAGAUUCGAGCGUCGUUUGACGGGUCCUCGGGCUGCCCCAGGUACUACUUCUGGUGUUCCUCCGUCGUUGCCUAGAGUGUCUACUUCUGGUUUUUCGUCUAGCGGAAACGAAGACGUGGAGAAGAAGCAGAUAGAAUCUCCUAUUAAUAUCGAUGCUCACAGCCUUCCAUCGGCAAAAAAAAUAACAAACAUUGGAUCUACUAGUUCUCAACUCGAUCGCUCAUCGCCUAGCAAACAACAUCGGGUCCGAUUUGCUUUUCCAGAGAACUUGAAUUUCAAUCGACGUCCUUCCCCUCCAAUCACUUAUAACGAUCGUCACCUACCUCAUCACACAUUCCCUUCUGUACCAUUUAUAGAGCAAGGAAGUGCUUUUGAUUCAGAUGCAAUCGAGAGCUCUUCCAACGUUGAGCCGGUAUCGAACACUGAUCAACACCCUCAACAUUAUCCAUUCGACUCUUAUAAAUCAAGUAAUGAUCACUCUCGACCAAUCCCUAGAAAGUUGCCUUCCACCAAACAGCUUCCUAUAGUCUCUGCCCAUCACAUAAACGCUGAAACUUCCAGCUUGGAAUCGCAUCAAGAUACCACCGGCGAUGAGGACUUUGCAUCUGGCCCUUCCUCCGCUUCCAAACAAUUUAAUCGUAUUCUUCCCAUGCCUCCCGUACAGUUCUCUUGCUCUGGUCCUGCUAAUAAAUCCCACCUUCACCGCUCCAAUUCAGAGAAGUCUUGUUACGCCUGUGGCUUAUCCCUUCGUGCUGGUCGUAUAAUCACUGCUGCAAAUAAGAAAAUGCAUCCUAAUUGCUUUCAAUGUGCUACUUGCUCUCAAAAAUUAGAGCAUGUAGGUUUUUUUUUUCGCGACGACAACUUUUAUUGUCAUUUAGAUUACCAUGAGCAAUUUAGUCCACGCUGUAAAUAUUGUACGACUCCUAUAGAGGAUCGGGCAAUUCAUAUUGGUAACGACUGGUUUCAUGAAAAUCACCACUUUUGUGCUGGCUGUUCAGAAAACUUUCGGGAAAACAGCCCAUGUAUAUUUCGCGAUGACUUAUAUUGGUGUCAAAACUGUUAUGAUAACAAAUAUGCUGUUAAGUGCAAGAAAUGCAGAAAGCCUAUUUUAGGGGUAAGCGUCAAUGGAAUAGACGGUGAAUAUCACCACGAUUGCUGGAAUUGCGGUGUUUGUAAUCGUUUACUCGGUGAUGAUGGUUAUUUUGUCAUAGAAGGCACACCUAUUUGUCGCUCUUGUAAAGCAAUUUCUGUCAAAUUCAAUUUACAAUGA
Molecule: messenger RNA, 1296 nt
Organism: Schizosaccharomyces osmophilus
Lineage: Eukaryota; Fungi; Ascomycota; Schizosaccharomycetes; Schizosaccharomycetales; Schizosaccharomycetaceae
Gene: pxl1
Product: paxillin-like protein Pxl1
Exons: 2
Coding region: 1-1296 (431 amino acids)
Cellular component (GO): nucleus; Z disc
Molecular function (GO): transcription coregulator activity
Source: RefSeq, a predicted model, not a curated record